Messenger RNA from Dentiscutata heterogama, 714 nucleotides. NCBI's taxonomy places the organism in Eukaryota, Fungi, Glomeromycota, Glomeromycetes, Diversisporales, Gigasporaceae. The record is from the annotation of a GenBank genome assembly.
AUUAAUAUUGUCUCUACCCUAAUUAAUACAAAUAACAUGGAAUAUGAAAUAGACAUAAAAGAAAUGACCUAUAAUUAUGAUUGGUCAUCGACAUCUCUCGGUCCUAUGGACACUUGGGAACCUUUGCUUAAGACUGCUGUGGAUUUCUGCCUAAACUCAAGAUUUCCUUUCGCUAUUUACUGUGCAAUGGUACCAAUCGUAAGAGAGAACCAUCCAUCUGGAAAAGCCGAUGGCGAAUAUCGUGUCGGCACAUUUAACCCAAUUUAUCGAAAAAACUAUACCGAAGAAAGUUAUUUUAGCUAUUCAAUUAGCGCAAUUUAUAAAGAGGAUGGUUCAUUUUUGGCGAUAUUGAAUCUGUCAGCAGAUACAACACGCAAGGUCUUAGCCAAUCGAAGACUAAAGUGUCUUAAUGAUUUAGAAAUCGUAUUAGGGGUUAAUGUUGAAUCUUUAGAGAAUGGCAGCCAUAUUAUAGUGAAUACAUUACACGAAAACAAUAAAAACAUUCCUUUUACACUAAUUUAUUUUAUCGAUGGCAAUGAAUCAGACACCAGUUUUGAACCGCGUAUUGCUUAUCUAGCUGCAACAACUUUUGAUAGCGAUUCCAAAGUGAAUGAUAAAAAGUCAAAACGAUGCAUACCCGAUAAUUUAUUAGAAACACCAGAAUUUAUUGACCUGAUUAAAAAUGUUGAUGAAAAUUACGAUAAACAUAUAUAA